ACAAGCAGGCUGCGAAGAAAUCAAACAAACGAGCAGCAGGACAGCCGCACUCUCCUCGCGAGUCGAGCGUGCCGAGAAACCGCGCCGUUGUUCAACUGUCACCGGUGCGCGUUUGUUUACGGAUAUCCGAGGCGAUUUUCAAAAAGGAAACAUCGAGUGACCCGAAAAACUAAACAAGUGAAAUGAUUUCGAUGGGUUGAGUGAAAAAAGUACGCUGGUUUUGCCAUGUCGAUUUAAAGUUUCGUCUAACAAGGACUAACAAAAAUAAUAAUUGAUUCGAAAGUUUAUUUGUGUGUAUUGGUCGAAUAUUUGGAUUAAAAAUGGUGUUCUUUUAUGUGGAUUUUAUUGUGGAAGUUAUAGAUACGUGUGUCAUGGUAUUGGAGAAAUAAAUUGUCGUUUAAUGUCUGAUCUUGGAUUAUAUUAAGGAUUCAGCGACAACAACUACCAUGCUGAAAUACUCAGCCGAACAGCUGGCCGCAAUAAUAGCUCUACCGAUAAUAAUAAUUCUCCUUUGCUGGACCGUCGUAAUUUUUCACAAAAAUCGAAAAAAAUGGGGAGCUUACGACAUACCGAUCGUGGCAGUCCUAAUCGUCAGCAUUCUCAGAAACAUUACUAUACUAACGUACACCCUGGCAAUCAUCUCUAACUAUAACGAAUUCAACACGGACUAUUGCAGCAUCGUCACGUGGAUUUUCAAUUCGAUACAUACGUUUCAAGCUUCGAGUUUAACUUCCAUCGCUGUCAUCGGUUUGUUUUCUACCAAACUGCAUAGAAAAAGUCAAAGUUUACGAAAUUUUCUCACGUCAACUCAUAUAAUUUAUCAUUUAUUUUGCUUAACGACCCUAUGCGCUUGCGUGGGUGUAGCGGCCAUUCUCGCUCAAAAAGACGGCGGCAUGAGUAACGUUUUCGCGGACAGUUUCGAAAUCAGUCCUUGCGCCUUUCUUCCUUUCGAACUCGACAUCAAAUUCAACGUUUUCAUCAUUGUCCUGCACGUUUUCCUUGCUUCCAUUUCGCUGAUCUGCUUCCUAAUCAUAUGCUUUAAUUAUUACAAAAUCAAGAAGGACGGGUUCGAUUACAUCAAAAAGAGCAAUUCCGAUCUGAGCGAGUUGAGUAACAAUUUUCACGGUAUCAACGCGAACGUGAACGAGAACCGGGGUUUCUACGACACGUACACGGUUAGCAGGAAAGACAAUAACAACUAUUGCAACAACAAAGACACCUGGGUCAACAGCCAGUUCAGUAACAGCGACGUCCUGUCCAAUAAUUCUACUACUGUCAGCUCGACGAACUCACGUCGACCCUGUAUAAUUAAACAACAACAAGAUGAGGAGGAUGAGGUGGAAAUUAAGAGGACAGGGUUGGAGACUAUGCAUCCGGUGCUGAUCGUGUGUUACCUUUUCUACCAUAUUCCACUAAUUAUAUUAUGCGUUUAUCCGAAGCUGAUAUAUCCUUGGCCUGUAACCGGAAUUGCUCUAUGGUUGGGUUUGGUACAAGAUUUACUGAUUCCAAUUGGUCUGGGAAUUGUGGACUCCAGAUUUUGUGGCUGGGUGUCAAAUGUAUACAGAUGCAAUGCUAAACAUACUAAUGAAAAAUUACCACAAGUUGGUUUGGAUGGAAAAUUUCGCCCGUUUGGUUUAUCUAGUCAACCGCAAAGUUUAGACAUCAACCACCAUGAACGAUCCAAAACACUACAACAAGUAGAACAUCGUUUCCCCAUUACCAAUGGUUCGCUAUACACCAGCAUUGAUGGUCGAUUACCCGUCAUCCAUAAUUAUCGAAGACAUAAGGAAUUUAGAACAGGAACUUUGAAACAACAACACGAGCUACAAUCGUCCAAUAUGGCACUGCAUUCAUCUCACCUGAACAGAAGAGAUUUAGAAACAUCAUCUGACAACUUCACCAACUGUACCAGUUGCGAAGCUGACCAAUGUCCGAGCCAUUCUGAUUUGCAUCACUUGAGUCCUCAGUACGUUCACCGAAAACUGAGUUUCCUUGAAGCUUCCCAAAACAACGUCUUUUCGCUGAACAGAGAAAUAAAGAACGAAGAACAUAAAAAUCAAAGACUCGUGCCCAAUCAUAAGAAUUGCUUGUUUGUUGGAAGUCGAAGUUUCCAAAAUCCUCAAAACUUAUUCCAGCAAACUAACGUUUUAGUUGACACGAACAGACAAAAGCAAUUAGUUAACUUUAAUAACAGGAGACUAAGCCAGAGUCAAGAGAGCAUUAAUCAUCUUUAUUUUGAUGGAAGAAUAAAUCGUGGGGAUAAUAUUGCAGAGAAUCUCUUUCAUCAUAGAUCUGAUAUGAAUAUUACACGACCGACUUUUAACUUAGAUUCACAGUUAAAUAGUCAAAUGAUUAAAAAUUCCAAGAACAUGUUAAGGUUAAACAAAAUGCGACUGAGCCGAAGCGAAGAAUCACUGAACGGUAUCCAAUGUGAAACUCCCAUAGUGAUAACAGCCAAUCCGCAAAAACUUUUGACAGCCCCACAAAUUCAUCACACUCAAGCACACAACUACCACCACAACAUCUAUUCUUCCGACGAUGAAGAAUACUGCUUCACUGACAGCAACGAUAAUAACGUUGGCAAGGAUUACGAUUCCUUAAGCUCAAGUAAUUCCAUCACCACGGAAGCGAACUGUGAUUUCGAGUUCUACCAAACCAAUCGCUCCAAUAACAACACCACUAACGAGAUUGUCGAAGUUUCGAACGACUUGUAUGAUAAUAAAGUUAAUAUAAUUGGAUUCAAACCGAUUGAAUCCAUGCCAGUACAAAUUAAUGUUAACGGUAACGGUAAAGAGAAACAUAAAAAUGUAUCCAACGCUAGGAUCACCAGAUCUAAUUCUAAAAGAUCUCUAGAAAGUUUUCACGCUUUCAUAGAAGAAACUUCAAAUUUGAAUAAUUUGAAUGUAGUGAAGAAAGAGGACAACGUAACCAAGAUUGCCAUAUUGCAUAGAAGCAACUCAUAUACAACUCUAGAAAAUAAGAAACGAGGUAAAAGAGCAAAGAAGAUUGACAGGUCCAAUUCAAAAUCUUCAGAGUCGAUUUCCAAGUUCGAACUGGAUGAUAAUGACUACGUCAUGAAAAAUAAGAAAAUCAAAUCAGUCGAGUACUUGCCCAAUAGCACAGAAAGUGCGGUGUAUAUAGACGACUUAAAGAACAAUAAUAAUGGAUUUAAGUAUAUAACCAGCAGUGUGCCCGAUUUUAAGAAAGUAUUUAUUUCGGAAUAUAUUUAAGACUCUAUCUUAUAUUUUUCUGUAUAUUUAUCGUUUAUUGUGACUAGAUACAUAUAUAUAUAUAUAUAAGAAUUAUAAUUUCUAGCAUGUGUGUGUUCAACUUAACUGUUUUUCGUCUUUCUAUGGUUUUACAUAGAAAAAAACUUAUUAGUCUUAUUGAUAUUUUUUUCAAAAGAAUCUCGCCUGUUAUAUACAAAUAUUAAAUUUUUAAAUUCAUACAAAGAAAUUUCAGCUAGAAUUUUCAAAAUAGUUAAGGUAGUUAUGCCUUAAAAUUUAAUAUAAAAUCAGUACUUAUUUAUUUUUUGUAACUAGAAAAUAUAAUAUUAAAAUAAAUUAGUUACCAAAAUAAGUCAUAAUUGUAAAGAAUAAAGAGUGUGACUAUACAUCUAUCUAUAAAAUAUAUCUUCUUUAUGUAAAUAUUAUGUUAGACACCCUUU
Messenger RNA from Sitophilus oryzae (rice weevil), 3667 nucleotides. RefSeq names its product probable serine/threonine-protein kinase ndrD. NCBI's taxonomy places the organism in Eukaryota, Metazoa, Arthropoda, Insecta, Coleoptera, Curculionidae. The transcript has 6 exons. Bases 447 to 3230 code for a protein of 927 amino acids. The record is from RefSeq and is a predicted model, not a curated record.